CGGGCUGGCAGCGGGGACCGCCCGCCGGAGCCGCGCCGAGCGGAGCGGAGCGGAGCGGGCUGCGCGCUGCCCUCCGCGCUGGAUGCUGCGGCGGCCGCCCGGGAGCAGCCGCGCUCCGCCGCCCCCCGCCCGCGCCGCCGGGGCCGCCCUCGCCGGGAGCAGCAGCGCUCGCCCGCGCUCCGCCGCCGGGGCCGGCGCGGAGCGGAGAUGGUGCCGCUGCUGCGGAGCGCCGGCGGCUCCCACCGGUGGCUGCCCGUCGUUUUCCUCGGCCUUUGCUGGUUCCUGCCUCCCGGGAGAUUGGCCGCGCCGGGCGGAGACUUCCCGGGCUCUGCCGUGGACAAUCUGGUGGUCAGGAAAGGGGACACGGCCGUGCUGAGGUGUUACCUGGAGGAUGGAGUCUCCAAAGGGGCCUGGCUGAACCGCUCCAGCAUCAUCUUCGCGGGCAGUGACAAGUGGUCCGUGGAUCCGCGCGUGUCCAUCGCCACGUCCAACCGCCGCGAGUACAGCCUGCAGAUCCAGGACGUGGACGUGACGGAUGACGGCCCCUACACCUGCUCUGUGCAGACCCAGCACACGCCCAGGACCAUGCAGGUGCACCUCACCGUGCAAGUCUCUCCCAAGAUAUUCCGGAUCUCCAGCGACAUCGUGGUGAACGAGGGCAGCAACGUCACCCUGGUGUGCCUGGCCACGGGGAAACCUGAGCCCUCCAUCUCCUGGAGACACAUCUCCCCCUCCGCCAAGCCCUUCGAGAGCGGGCAGUACCUGGACAUCUAUGGAAUUACCAGAGACCAGGCUGGGGAGUACGAGUGCAGUGCAGAAAACGACGUCUCAGUCCCAGACGUGAAGAAAGUAAAAGUCACAGUAAACUUUGUCCCCACAAUUCAGGAACUUAAAUCCAGCGGUGUGAUGCUUGGAGGGAACGGCCUGAUCCGGUGCGAAGGUGCAGGAGUGCCUGCCCCGGUCUUUGAGUGGUACAGAGGAGAGAGGAAACUGAUCAAUGGUCAACAAGGAAUCACUAUUAAAAAUUAUAGUACAAGAUCCCUUCUUACUGUUACCAAUGUGACAGAAGAGCACUUUGGCAACUAUACUUGUGUCGCUGCCAACAAGCUAGGGACGACCAAUGCCAGCCUGCCUCUCAACCCUCCCAGCACAGCCCAGUACGGCAUCACCGGGCACGCCGAGGUGCUCUUCUCCUGCUGGUCCCUGGUGCUGACGCUGUCCUCCCUCAGCAGCAUAUUCUACCUGAAGAACAUCCUUCUGCACUAAAUGUAAAGACCCAUAAAAGGCUUUUAAGGAUUCUCUGAAAGUGCUGAUGACUGGAUCCAAUCUGGUAGAGUUGGUUAAAAGCGGCGUGGGAUAUAAUCAGUGCUUACAUGGGGAUGAUCGCCUUCUGUAGAAUUGCUCAUUAUGUAAAUACUUUAAUUCGACUCCUUUUAUUUUGAUUAGCUGCAUUACCUUGUGGAGCAGUACACAUUGUCCUUUUUUAAGACGUGAGAACUCUGAAAUUACUUUUAGAGGAUAUUAAUUGUGAUUUCAUGUUUGUAAUCGACAAGUUUUCAGAAGCAUUCAGUCAUGGUCUGCUGAGUCGCAGACUGUAGUUUACAAAAAAGGAUAUUGCAGUAAAAAUGUGCUUCUUUAAGGCUGCAAUACAAACAUUCAGCUCCCUUCUCAACUAGCAUUCUAUCCAAACUUACACAAAAAACAUUUGUUCUUUUUUGAGUAAAAAAAAAAAUCAAAUAAUAUUGCCUUCAAAAUAUUUCUUCAAAAUACUACACAUAUCUAGAUUUUCUUCUAGCAUGAUAUUCAGGUUUCAAGAAUGAGCCUUGUACUAUAACUGCGUUGCGCAGUACUGCUUUUGUUCUCUUCCCUCUUUCCUGCCAAUUCAGCAUGGUUGUGCCUUCAUGAAACACGACUUUCCUCUUCCUCUCCAACAGUCUGGAAUGUGUUCUGGGAAAUGCUGGAGCAUCCUUUUGAGCAUAAGAGAUCUCUUGGUGGGACAGAGGUGCCCCGGGCUCCCGGGAAAGGCUCCUCUGCCCUGCAGGGAGCUGCUCCAGGGCAGGGCUCAGCUCAAGGCAGCACCAACUCCUCCCUGCCCCUCCCUCCACCACCCCUGAGCAGUAGGUGACCUCUGUAAAAACGACAUUUCCCACUAGCAAACAGAACUCCAGUGACUUUGUGGCACCUUUUGAAUGUCGGAAUGUUCCCCUAAAGCCAAAUCCCCACCUGGCUGUGAAUGUCAGGAUCGUCCCUUUUGUAUUGCUGGCAAAGCCGACGUGAAUUGGUAUUUUUCUUGCACUCAAUUUUGUACUGGUUUGGCUGAUUUAGCAAUGAUAAAGGAUGCUUUGAACCAUGAGACACCUGCAAAUCCCCGGAGUAUCAAUUUUCCAUCUCCACACAUCCCUGUGGCAGGGUGCUCCUGCUGAGGGCACGUGGCCGUGCCUGGGAGAGCCACCAGGGCAGGAGGGCUGGGGGAGCUGCCCCCUGGCCAGGGCUGUCCCUGCCAGCCCCCAGACCCUUCCUGUGGAGGGGACCCUGCUGGCACACCCUGGAGGAGCAGCCCAGAAAUCCUGUGUGAUGGUGCUGUGUCCUCCCCAGCCCUGCACGGCGCUGGGGUGACGUGCUGCUCACAGCACCCGUGCCACCUGAACUGCCACCUGUGCCACCCGCUGCCAGCCGUGGCCAGCAGCCCUUGGGCACCAUCCCCUGGUGGCCCCAAGAGCUCCUGACCUGCUCACCAACAGCUGGAAUAACAAAAUCCCUGCCACAGAAUCCAGGGCUGGGUUGGGCUGGGAGGGACCCCAGGGCCCAGCCCAUCCCACCCCUGCCAGGGCCAGGGCCAGGGCCAGGGACAGGGCCAGGGACAGGGCCAGGGCCAGGGCCAGGGACAGGGACAGGGACAGGGCCAGGGACACCUCCACUAGCCCAGGCUGCUGCCAGCCCCUCCAGCCUGGCCCUGGUGGGGCAGCACCACUUUCACUGUGAUCACUCCCAGGCUGUGUCUGAGCUCCAGCAGGGCACUGGAAUUUCCCAGCUCCCAGUUUUUCUGCCCUGGGAGCACUCGGCAGUCCCAAGAUCCCCUUUUUGCAGCAGGGAGGACUCGGAGCUCCCUGGGCUCAGUGUCCCAGGCCAGCGUGCAGCCAGGAGGUGUGGUGCCUCUGCUGUCCCUGCAGGGAAAACAGAGAUGCUCACGCCAAAAGAUGGCAAUAAAACACCCUGGGUCACUCUGCAUGUGGUCAGUGACAGACUGUAUUAUUUCUCUUAUUAUUUACAGCCGUGUGCCAAGCAGUUGCUGUGUUCAGAAACGUGGCAUUUUUUAAAACCUGGAAUAACAUGAACAAGCCCAUUCUGCCAGGAAAGGGUACAAAAUCACCUCAAAUGAGUUUAUCAGUCCUGAUAUCCCGAUCUCUCUUGUAUUGCAGCUUUAAAGUGCUCUAUUUUAGAAUCCAUUCACUAGAAACAGUGGUGCUGCAGGAAGUCUUGUGUCAGUGCAGUUUUAUGAAGGGAAAAAGGAGGCUAUGGAUAACCCAACCCACGUGUGUAAAACUGGGAGAGGGUUCUAUGCUGUGGCUGGAUCGAACCCUGCAUUCCAGUGAUACUCUGCAUUCCAGCGAUUCCUGAUAUUUGGAACCUGAUCUUUCCAGCAACAGGAUAGAAUGAGCAGCAGCUUGAUUAAACGUGGAAAAAGGAGUAUACAGUGACGUGUUGAACGUUUGCAUUCGCACCAGGGAGAGGCGCUGGGUGGCACGGGCGAGAGAUCCUGUCCCACAUUUGGUGUUCACUUGGGGGGGCACUGCUCCUGUCGAGCCCAGAAAGAAAGCCCCAAGGCCACAGGAGCAGCAGAGCCGGGAGCCGUGUCUGGGUGCCAGGGGUGUUUUUGAGGGGCAGGGUCGUGCUGGGCUGUGAGGGGCAGGGAGCUGAGGGGCUCUGGGGGUUUGGGCAGGGCUGCAGCACAGCACAGGGGCCGGGGCACACACCUGGGCCAGGUGAGCUGGGCUGGGCUCCGUGCUCCCAGGCAGGCUCCAGAGUGCCCACAGCACUGCCAGGGCUGCAGCUGGGAGGCUGCUGGGGCUGCCUGCAGCCCGUCCUUUGUGGGGCACUUGGGGCAGCGUUGGGAGGUUUGUGCUGUGCUUCCCUGGUCCUGCCUCUGUGGGUUCCCCCCUUCCCCACACCAAAAGAAAAGGUUUAGCUGAGGAUUUCCAGCAGGUGCUGCCCCGUUGGAGCCCCAGGCUGGGAGGGACUCCUGGUGCAGUGUCCAGGGCUGUGUCCCCACACGAGUGAGCGGUGACACUGCUGUCACACGGCUGCUGGCCCUGGAACCCAGCUGACACUCAGCUGAGGCGUCUCACAGCUCGGGAACAAACGCAGCUUCUCAAGGGUUUGUGUCUUGGCAGGAUCCUUCAGAGCCAGACAGCUUUUUUUAAACUUUUCAAUAGGUUUUUUUUAGAGUCAAUGCUGUUUUUAAGAUCCAGGAGUGUUAAACCCAUCCCAGUGACAGCUGCUUUUUUUGCACAUUUUCUGAGCAAGUGUUCAAAAUAGACAAUGGCAAAUGUUCUGCUACCAAAACCUCCACAGAGCCCACAGAACUGUGUUAUGAAGAAUGUGUAUACCAAAAUAUGUAUUUACAUGGAUAAAUAUGCCUUAAAGACUAAAUAUGCAUUUACUUCUAAGGCUGGAUCAGCCUCGUGCCCAGUCUGGAGGUAAAUAAUCCAUAUUUCACAGCUGCCAUGGAGGGGGUGUUUCUUUGGAGGAAAAAAAAAGAAAAGGGGAGGGUGGGGAAGCAUUUCUUUUAAAAGAAUCUUCAGUAGUUUUAAAAUCCUUGCAUGAUCUGCCACGUGUGAGGAGGAGUGGGGAGAGGAUGAAGUUGAGCCUGGCCCUCCAGCACCGGCAGUGCGGGGUCUGCUGUGGGGCUGGCAGGGCUGUGGUGCCACCAGAAACUGCCACAUCCUCUCCCACGUCCCCCACACACCCCAAUCCCUCUGAGCUGGGGCAGAGUGAGGGGCCUGGGUGCUUCCCAGUCCCACAGGGCUGUGGGAAUGGGGCCACCCACCCACAGCCUCCUGCACGCUGCAGCUGGCUACAAGGGUCCUGGGAAAUGAGGAAAUGCUGACAAAAAAAAAAGGGAAUUUAAAAAACAGGAAUUAAAAAUUAUCCAUUCUGCCUUAGUAGUAUUGAGAGCAGAGGAAUCCGUGCUGGCAGGGCAGGGCAGGGCAGGGAGGAGCUGGCUCUGGAUUUGGCCAAGGGGGAUGGGGUGGCACAGGGACCGUGGCCGCGCUGGGCUGGCUCCUGGUUGGUGUUCCUGCCCUGAGCUCCGAGGGCAGGGCAGGGAUUUGUUCUGCAGCCAGCAAAGUCCAUAAUCUACCUGGAAACAGGCAGGGCAAGGCAGUGGCACAGAGGUCUGGGGCUGAUGGGGAAGGGAUUCUCAGCAAAUCCUGCUCUCGGAGCUUUGUGUGAGCAAGGGCUUUACCGGGGCACCUUCAGCGCUGUUUGCUCUGGCUCCUGAUGCCUAAUUCAUGAAGAGCUCCAAGGCUCCUUUUUAUUAGAAAAUUCUCAUGUUAAAAAAUGCCGGGAUCAGCAUAUUUGCCACCUCUCAUAAGCUGAGUUCUCAGUCAUUCAUAUUUCAGGGCACACGGAGCGCUCCCGAUGAAAAUCCGCAUUGUGGGAUGGGGGGAGCAGUUCCCACCCGCCCCAGCAGCUCUGCCCUGGCUGGGAUGAGCUGGGAGAGGCCUCGGGGGCUCAGGGGGUGCAGAUCAGUCCCAGGUGCUGGCUCCAUCACCCCCACUGCCAGAGUUACCCCCAGGGUUUCUCCAAUUAUUUCCCAUCCCAGGGAAGGGACUGUGGCAGGCACCUUGGCUCCCUCCCUGCACAGACCUGGGCAGAGCAGGGCCUGGGCUGUCCCACAGGGAACUCAGAACCCCCAGGAGCAGCAGCGACAACCAGCCCAGCCCAAAGUGGCCCCACGUCCCCAGGCAGUGCCCCAGCCCAGCACGGGGACACAGAAGUGACCCCUCUGCAGCAGUCAGGACAGGGAGGGGACAGCAGAGUGCUGCUCCAGCCACAGGAGCUCCCCUUAUCAGCCAGUGCUGGAACACUCAUUAUCCCCAUCCUCUUCUUUCCCAGCUCACAGGCUGCCUGCAGUGAUGAUCUUUAUUGCAGGCAGUAUCCAGAGGGGGAAAUCUGUUCCCUCCUUUCAGGAUUUCUCAGCAAACCCAGCACAGCUGGCACACGACGCCCUGUGAUGUCUGUGCAGUACCAUCAGCUUGUCCCCCCGGCAGCCCCAUUAGAGCCAGAGGCUCCCAUUAAUCCCCACGACAGGCACUUAACUGUGAGCCCCGGGUGAGAACAGCCCUGCCGGCCGAGAUGGAGCAGCAGCAUCCUCAUUUUCUGGUGGGUGGCAUGGCAGGGCCAGCCUCCCCUCCCUCUGUUUUGUGGCAUUUUUAUAUAAACCAGCCUUUCCUCCUCGGAGGGGGUAGAUCUGGGUGGAGGGGCAGCCUUGGAGAGGUGCUCAGCGUCUGUGAUGUGUCCCUUCGGGUGGGGCCGGGCAGGAGCUGCUGCACCCCACGGAUGGGUCCUGGCAGGAAUCUGGGCUCUGCAGGAGGCAGCACGGUUCAUUAGGCUGGCAAAGCUUUCAAACCUUGAAGGAGCUGCUUUUCCUCCCCCGGUUUAGUGAGCUGCUGAAAGCGCUGAGUUGUUCUUCCACAGGAUUUCAAAUUCACUGCUCUUUCAUUAUCCUUGACCUUUUCACAUUUUUUACCAUAAGUGGGGAAAAAAAUUAACUUUGGAGUAAAUUACUGCAAAUCCCUCCCCAAAAACAUUUAAAACCAGAGCCUGGGAGGCUGGGACAGGGAAGCAAUGACUCUUGUUGCCACUGUUCUCUGUAUAAAGAGGAUUUAAUGUCUGCUUGCCAAGAAUUAUGGCUCCUAAAUCCCUGUGACUCGUUUAGAAAUGACUUUUAGCUGGACAGGUGCACAUACCCUCCCCUGCACUUGGUGUUACCAGGGGCAGAAAGACAAAGUGUGUGAUGGGACAGGGCACCUUCCUGUGUGCUGCCCCUGAAGCCUUGGUCCCUGUUUUUAUCCCUGCCUCUUCAUUCCCAGCUCUUGAUCUCUGUCUCUUGGUCCCCAUCUCUUGGUCCCCAUCUUGGUCCCCAUCUUGGUCCCCAUCUCUUGGUGCUCUUCUCUCCAUUCCCUUCUCUUGGUCCCUAUUUCUUGGUGCCCUUCUCUCCUUUCCCAUCUCCUGGUCCCCAUCUCUUGGUGCCCUUCUGUCCCCAGAAGGAGGAAGGGGAAGGCAGGGAGCAGGAGCAGGAGCAGGAGCAGGAGCAGGAGCAGGAGCAGGAGCAGGAGCAGAGCAGGAGCAGGAGGAGGCUGCAGCCCAGGCUGGGCUCCCACCCCAUUCCCUGGACCCUAAAAAAGGGAUCAGACCAAGACAACAGCAGAGGCCCCCCUGGUGCUCCAAGGGCUGAGCUCCCUCCUUCUUCCCUGGCUCCCAGCUCAGCCUGAACCGACCCAAGAGCUCUGGGAUGUUCUCUGGGCUCAGCCCAGCUUCCCUGGCCAGGCUGGACAGGGCUGAACUGAACUGCCACCCUCGGGAGUGGCUCUGGUGUCACACUGGGACAGGCUGGUGUCACAGAGAGUGGCUGAUGUCAGAGGAAAUGGCUGAUGUCACACAGAGUGGCUGAUGUCACAUGGAGGAGCUGAUGUCACACAGGGACAGCUGAUGUCCCAGGGAGUAGGAGAGGCUCCCGAGCUUGCCCAGUCCCUGCUGUCCUGGUGAGCCACACUCAGAGCAGCCCCCCCAUCUCCCUGCAGAGCCCAUGGUCAGGGUGCAUUUCAGAGUUCAUUUCAGCACUGAUCACCCCAGGCCCCUCUCCCAGGCCCCUCUCCCAGACCCCUCUCCCCAGGCCCCUCUCCCAGGCCCCUCUCCCCGCUCAGAGCAGGGCGCAGUGAGAGGCCCCCAGAGCGCUCCUGCCGCGGCGUUUCUCUCCUCGAGAUUGCAGAUCACACACUUAAUUCCUCAGGAAAACCGCAGCUGAGGGCUUUGCCCUUUGCUGGAGCACAGAACCAGCACUCCAGCAAAGGUUAAUGAGCACGGGCAGGGAGGGGACUGUUCACUGAGCACUCCUGAGAUGGGGUCCAGCACAGGCAGGGAUGCUCUGGCAGCAGCUGCUCCCCCAGGGCACCAGGACAGCUCCCAGGGAGAGCAGAAAGAGGAGAGGAGGAUUUCCCAGAGGAUGGAGGGAGCAGGGUUUCACUGCAGCCUGGGCUUUGUUCUCAGCUGAGACCCCACGGAGCACACGGGACCUUGCCCUGAGCGUUCCAAACGUGUUCAUUUCUCUGAGAACUGUGAUCCUGGACUCAGUUCCCUCUGCUCUUCCUCACCCAGCUGGUGCUGGAGCAGAGGAGUCCUUUUGCCAUGUGGGGAAGGUGCCAGGAUUGCUGCCAGGCCCUUCCCCUCCCGUUUGGCUCCUCAGCCCCUUUCACCAGGAUCUCCUCCACAAGGGCUGGUUUGGCCAGCCCAGGCAAAAAACAGCCCAGCCUUCCCCCCAUUCCAAAACUUCCUCCAUUUCUAAUCCCCUCCCACCCAAAAUCACGGCAUCACUGCUGUAAAUGGCAGAGCAGAUAGACACUGGGGAGACCUCAAAUGAAUGUCAAGAAUUAAGGCUGCUCCAAUUUAAUAAUCACUUUUUUGUGUUCGUUACCUCUGUCAUCAAAGGCACUUUACCUGGAUUUAAUGCUCAGCCCUCUGGAAAAACCUGGGAGUUCUGACAAGUGCUUUAAUAUUCCAAUAGACUACAAAUAUUUUGGAAAAUAGUUCUUUCCACAAGCUGAGGCAGAAAAGCAAAACCAAAGCACAGCCCACCAAAGCAGGUUCUGCUCAGUACCAGCAGCUUUUACCAUGGAAUCAUGGAAUGGUUUGGGCUGGAAAGGACCUUAAGGAUCAUCCAGUGGGGAUGGAGAGUGCCUCUGGAGGGGCUAUUCAUGGUUUAGGUAAAAAAACCCCACAGUAUGGAGUCAUUAGCAUUUGCUGAAUGUCAAGAGGCACCAGCUGAAAACAAAAUCCAGGCCUUGGAGGGAGCCAGGUCUGUGUGUAAUCAUCCCCUGGCCACCCAAAAUAUCGCUAGGGAGCAGCUCCCAGCUGAGGUUCCAGCACAGGGAUCACGGGCAGUGCAGGGAACAGCCAAGCACAGCUUUGCUCUGGGCAGGACCCGGCCUGGGGGGAGCUGGGCAGGUCCCUGGACCCACACCAUGGUCCUGCAAAGCCCUCCAAUUCCCAAAAUCCCUCAUUUUCUGCAAAUUCCAAUACUGGAGUUGGUGACUGAGGGGCAAAGAGAAACUUGCACCACAAAACAGCCUUAGGGAACACGCUGGGAUCAGCUCAGCUCCUGCCCUUCCCCUUCUCCACCAGGGCAUCUCCCUGCUCGUUCCCUCCAUGGGAUAAAUUCCUGGGAAUAACAGGGAUAACAUCCUGAUAUAGGGACUGUCCCGUGUCCCCUACAAACCCGUCCUUGGGGUCCCCGGCUCCCAGGGAAGGGGGGCUCUCCAGGGCCCAGCACCCCUCCCAGUCAAUUAGAGAUGCAAAUGCACUCAGCAAAGUGCUCCUGCAGAUGUUCUUAAUUAAAGCAGCCCACCCCGAGCCCACAUGAAGCAAUCACCCCCCAAAACGCCUUCCUGCUCUCAGAUGUUCCCAAUCACUGCUGCAGGAUCCUGCAGGAAUAUUAUUUUUGUAGGAGUAAACCAUUUGCUAAAUAGGCCACCUGUUAAAUAAACACUCCCACUCUCCAAAUAUUGUUAUUUUGUUUUCCAGCCUAUGCACAAUCUGGAUUUAUUUUAGAUGAAAAAAGAUAAUCACUAAAGCACAAAACCGCCCAAAAAACAGUAUUUUGACUAUUUGCAACUAUCCAUCUUGCGAGCACAUCUGCUCCUUUGCAAGCUGGCAGAGCUGUUGCACUCAAAGAGAUUCACAGCUCCUUAUUCAGCCGGGAGCUGAUGAAUUUCCAUCAGAGGCCUCGGCACUCUUCCCUUCUUUGUCACUUCUUCAAGCCUGAAUUGCUCCCGCUCCCCUUUCCUGAGCUGCCUCUUCCCACAGGGACAAUCCCGGAUCCAGGAGCAAAGUUCCGUGGGACAAAGGAGAGGUUUGCCUCCAGUUCUGCUGUAAAAUCUCAUUCCCUGAGCUUUCCAAGCCAGGCUCACCCUUAUCCCCCCGGAGCCUGCUGUGCAGGAGCACCCACAGCCCCUGGGGAGCAGCAGGGUGGCUCUGCAGGAGGGGCAUUCCCAGGAAAAGGGGCAUGGGAUGGAAUGGAAUGGAAUGGAAUGGAAUGGAAUGGAAUGGAAUGGAAUGGAAUGGAAUGGAAUGGGAGUGGGAUGGAAUGGAAUGGAAUGGAAUGGAAUGGAAUGGAAUGGAAUGGAAUGGAAUGGAAUGGAAUGGAAUGGAAUGGAAUGGAAUGGAGUGGGAUGGAAUGGAAUGGAGUGGAGUGGGGUAUUUCCCUGGAAGGGAUCUACAGCAGGAUUUAAACAGCACCCCUGCCCUCAGAGCUGACCCGCAGCCUCUUCCCCUUGGCAGUGAAUGGGGUGCCUCACAUGGACUCAUGGAUCAGGUGGGAAAUCCCUCUGAGAUUCCCAGUGCAGCCUUGGCCAGCCCUGCCCAGCCACCACUGCCCCGUGUCCCCAGUGCCACACGCACAGGGCUUUAAACCCCACAGGGGUGGGCACUCACCGCUGCCCUGUGCCAGCGCCUGACAUUUCCAUGAGACUUUUUCAAGGGCUUUUGUGCUUUUCGACUGUAAUGUAGAUUCUUAAAUAAUUCCACAAGUCCUGUGUUACUUGUUUCACUUCAAGUGCGGCUCCCAAAUUAAUGGUGUGUGUUAAUUGGGCAGCUAAUCCCCCUCCCAGAAGAAAAAAAAAACCUUAAAAAUUAUCAUAAUCCUUCUCAUUUUUGGUGCUGUGCUGCUAACGUGUUAAAGAUAUUUUAAUAAAUGAGAGGCCUUAAUUAGAGCAGAGUGAGCCCUACAGUGCCCUUUCACAUAAAAUACAGAUGUGUAGGAUGAGAGAAGGAAGAGUUGGCUCCUUUCAAGGCAGAGCCUUUCCUCAACCCUCCAUCUCAGCCUCUUCCAUACAGAAAUCCAGGAUUCCUUCCAUUCAAAGCACAGACUUUAAAUUCCUACACCCGUCUCAGGGCAGUAUUAAAUAUUAAAGUCAGAUAUUAAAAUUUCAAGGAACCUAAAUUAAACCGGAGGUACUCAAAAAUAAGUGUUGCUGAAUAUUUAAUGGCAAAGAUUUCGUAAUUAACUUUAGAAAUCUCUCACACCGAGACAGGGAGGAGGUGCCCAGUGAAAUGUGACCAUCCCAGUGACCUUCCAGGGGGCUGCAGCAGGUGCCCCCCUGAAAAAUCCAGGUUUCUUGGGCUCUGUGGAAUUCCUGUGGCUCCCUGAGGAAGCCUUGCCAGCCCUCCUCCUUCCCAAAAUCAAAACCAUCUAGUGGAAGAAUCACAGCCCAGGAUGGUAUAUCACACCCAGGAUGGUAUAUCACACCCAGCAGGGUAUAUCACACCCAGCAGGGUAUAUCACAGCCCAGGAUGGUAUAUCACACCCAGGAUGGUAUAUCACACCCAGUAUGGUAUAUCACACCCAGGAUGGUAUAUCACACCCAGCAGGGUAUAUCACAGCCCAGGAUGGUAUAUCACACCCAGCAUGGUAUAUCACACCCAGGAUGGUAUAUCACACCCAGCAGGGUAUAUCACAGCCCAGCAGGAUAUAUCACACCCAGCAGGGUAUAUCACAGCCCAGGAUGGUAUAUCACACCCAGCAUGGUAUAUCACACCCAGCAGCUGCCCCAGCUCAGCCCUGAUUUCCCCUCAGGCAGGUCCCAGACACUGAGCCCACAGCUGGCAAGCCCUGCUCCGCCUCCCCAGGUGAAGGGUUUAUUUCACACCCAGUUCCUCCCCCCUGCUCAGCCAGAUCCCAUGGCAGCUGUGGGUGGCUGUGGUGACAGUGAGUGCUGUGUGGGAGGCUCCUGCCACGUGCCCUGUCAGCUCUGGCACCUGGAAUCCAGCACCCACUGCCAGGGAAAUGACAAGGUAUUGCAGGAGCUCUUCUCCACCAGCAGGUUUGCAAAUGCAGGAGGAUAAAAAGGUGAUGUGGGUGAUGCUGGGGUAACCCAAGGGGCUGAGGGUAAGAACUUGUGUUUUUCUGGGGCACCUUGCUUGAUAUUGGCACUGGAAUGGUCUGGAUGGCCAAAGAUAUUCAGGAUAUCUGGAAUACAUUCAGGAUAUGCUGCCCAAAUAUGGUCCAGUGGCAUCAGCUGUGAGCGAAAUGUUCUUUUACAAAUGGGCUGUGCCUGGUGGAGCCAGAGCUGUGAGACACAUCUCACCCCAACCUGAGAGAAGAUUAGGGCAAGGGCAGAACAUGGAAUCAUCCCGGACUGCUUUGGGUUGGAAAGACCUUAAAUCCCCUGCAGGGACACCUCCCACCAAGCCAGGGUGCUCCAGCCUAGCCUUGGGCCCCGCAGGGAUCCAGGGGCAGCCCCAGCUGCUCUGGAAUCCCAUCCCACCCUGCCAGGGAGGGAUUUCUCCCCGGUUUCCCAUCCCAGCCCCUCCCGCACUGCAGACAGGGCUGGGGUGCUGCAGAGCCCCACAAUCCAAGCACAGCUCAUCUCUCAGAGCCUGCAGCUGCCGAUUCUCCCCCUGCCCUGGCAGAGUUUGGGAUUUUCCCUCCUGUUUUCCAUCGGGGAGCCGAGGUGGGGCUGGCACCUCACUGAGCACAAACCCCUGGUGCUGGGGCACCUUGCUGGGGUGAAUCCCUGCCUCACUGGGAGGGAUUCUGUGCCGAGCAGAGACUGGGCACACCUGGCUCAGAGCUCCCCACCCCGCAGCAUCCCUUCCCUGGCACACGGGGCAGCACCACCCCACCAACCUCGAGGAAUAAAUAAAUAACCCCCAAACAGCCAGCUCAGCACUGAGCAGCCAGCAACAAUAACACCUGAAUGGGGCAGCACAGAUGAGAGCCAAAAAUAGCCCAGAAAAUAAAAAUACUGGCAGACAAGUGAUGAAAGUGUGGUUUUGAGGUGAUUUAUCAGGAGUUAUGAGGCAGCGCUGGCUCUGUGCUGAGCUGGGAGCAGUGCAGUUGGAACAAACACAAUAAUCUCACUGUGCUAACAGCUCCCUCCAGCCCUGGAUGUCUCUCAGCUCCCUGGCUGCCAAGGGAGGGAUGCGAUCUGGAGGGGAGCUUUGGGUAAAAUCUUUAUCAGAUAAAGCAACGAGUGGGGCAGGGUGGGGAGGAGGCAGCUGCACCUCUGCAGGGCAGCACUGGGAAAGGGAGAAAGCAGGCAAAGGCAUUCUGGGGAACCAGGGGAGCCUCCGGGGAAAACUGCAGGUCAGGACAGGGAAAAUGGGCACUGUCUGCACAGCCGAGGGGAAAAAGAGCCAUUUCCCCCUUCUCUGUCCAGGCUGAUCCCUGCCUGGCACACCAAGGGCAGUCUGGAGCUCUCCAGGGAGGUGACAGUGGCCAGUGGCAGGGCCUGGCUCAGAGGUUUGAAAUAAAAUAAAAUAAAAAUUUAACCUCUGUCUCUGCCCACCAUCCAUUCCAAGGUGCUGCUGGAAUUCCACAGAUCACGCGGCCAGUGCCCAAACAAUUCAAUAUUCCAAAGCUGCUCCCUCUUCAUUUUAGAAUCCCAGGCUGGGCUGGGUUUGGAGGGACCCUAAAUCCCAGCCAGGGCUUUGCAGGGACCCUAAAUCCCACCAUCCCAGGUUGCUCCAAGCCCAUCCAGCCUGGCCUUGCCUCUGCUUGCACAGCACUCCACUCUCCCUGGGAGCCCCUCCUGGGCAGGGAAAUGGGAAAAUGGGGAAAUAGGGAAAUGGGGAAAUGGGAAAAUGGGGAAAUGAGAAAAUUUCCCCAGGGAAGGGAAAUGGGGAAAUAGGUAAAUAGGGAAAUGGGAAAAUGGGGAAAUGAGGAAAUCCCACCCAGCUGGGGCAGCCUGGCUGGCUGGGUGGGAUUCAGAGCCACAGCAGCACAGGAGCUGUGUCUGGAAUUGCUUCCCUCUCUCUGGAAUUGCUUCCCUCACUCUGGAGCUGGCUCCCUCACUCCGUGCCUGCUCCCUGCUGAUCUCCCACCCCUCAGGGCUCUGCAGCAGCUCAGCAGUUUUGCUCUGGCUCGGCCCCCCCGGGAUCCCCCCUUUGUGCCCAGAGCAAACCCACAAGCUGUGCCAAGGGUGACUGUUGUUAGCAGCGGACGGGGACAGAGGAUGACACAGCCCUCAGCAAUCCCUCUAGCAGCCUGGUGGCUGUGCCAAGGGAGAGGGGCUUUCCCAGGGGUCUGAUUUGCCCUUCCCUCCCCGGUGGGGCUGUCCCCUGGGACAUCAGCGCUGCUCCCAGCUCCCAGUCCUGCAUUCUGCAUCCCCCCAGCGACCACCCCAUCGCAUUGCCCUGGGAAAGCUAAACCAGGGCCCAUGCUGCAGGAGGCUGGUGAAGGAAAACCCACGUUUCCCAUCCACUUCCACCCCCUAAGUGCUGAAAAAGCCCUUUGGCAGAAGGCCAGCGUUCUUUUUCCUGCAGAAUGAAGGGCUGAGGUGAAUCCAGCCCAAAAGCAUCCUCACAGAAAGCAGACCUGCCAGGUUUGACACGUGUGCUCUGAGAAGCAGCCACCCACAGCCAUCAAAUGCUGUUAUUAAAAUAAACACAAAAUCAGAGAGGUUCAGCCCUCGCUGGUUUAAACAAAGCAAACCCUGCUGGGUUUGUGUAACAGCGAGGGAGGGCUGGCCCCGGCUGUUGACUUAUGAAUUUCCAUUUUCAUUCAUGGCAAACAUUGGCCUUCCCUUCUCAUUUCCUACAGAAAGGGAGGCAGAACCAUUAAAUGAAAUAUGGGAAAGAAUACAAUCAACCUGCAAAUGGAGGGGUUUGACUGGGGCCCACAGCAAAGAAAGCCAGGUAAUCCUAAACAAUUCCAGAAUGCUUCUAAAGUUGAGCCAGAGCCACACCAGUGAUCCAGGGAAAGCAAGGACAUGUGGAAUGUCAGUCCCAAAUAUAAAAAAAUCCAGAUAUGCUCCAGCCUCUGAGGAAUAUCCCACACACGCACCUUGACUGUAAAGAAAAUAAUUUUUAUUUAAUUUCUCAAACCUCAGCUUAGUUAAAUAAAUUUAUUCUGGUUUUAUUAAGGAUGGGGCUGAAGGAAACUCAGCCAUGAGAGCCAACCCUUAACGAGGGCAGGUCUGUGAGCUGAGGGGCAGCGAGAGCACAGACAGUGCUGGGUUUGUCCCAGACAAUCCCACAGCUCCAGGGGAAAGCACAGCCAGGUCCCAGCCCUGGGGGAGCACGGGCAGCUCCUCACAGCUGAAUUCUUGCCUGAAUUCAUAAUGAAUCCAAGAGUAAUCAUAAAGUCAUGGCAUGCUUUGGGCUGGGAGGGACCUCAAACCCACCCAGUUCCUCUUCCCUGCUCCUCCCACUGUCCCAGGUGCCCCAGCCCCAGCGUCCAGCCUGGCCCUGGGCCCUGCCAGGGAUGCAGGGCAGCCCCAGCUGCUCUGGAUAAUCAGCCUGGAAGUGCUUCUGUAAAAUGUGCAAUUCUCACAAUUCCAGAGCCAUCAUUUCAUCACAUUCCAGGCGAUGCCCACCGCCCUUCCCUGCCAAAAUCCCUCUUCCAGCCCAACAUCCAGCAUCUGUUUGGAAGGAUCCGACCCUCUAUUUGUCUCCUGGCUUGUUUACAGCUGACAGCAGCACAAGCCAAGUGAAUCCAAGGAAAUCAAAUGCCUGGCAGUGCCCUGGUCACCCCUGCACUGCUGCAGAAAUCUAUUCCCACAGCUGGGACCGCUCCAACUGCAUCAAAUUCCACUUAAACUCCAUCAGCCAGCGGCAGCCAUGCAGAAACACAUCCCCAAAGCUCCUGGCAGGGGUGGUGGAGCAGGGCCAGCUCCCACCAGGCUCCAGAGGCACCUGGGGUCGGGAAUUCCUCACCCACCCAGCCAGGGCUGGGAGCUCGAGCCGUGUGUGCCCAUCUCUGUCAGCCCGACAAUCCAGCGGGGGUUCCCAGGAUCCCAGGGAGCUGCAGAUCCAUCCAGGGAGGGAUUCAUCCUCAGCCCAGGGAGGGUCUGAUCCUCAUGCCAGGGAGGAUCUGAUCCUCAUUCCGGGGAAGGAUUGAUCCUCAUUCCCAGUGAGGGCUGUAUCCUCGUUCCCAGGGAGGGUCUGAUGUCAUUCCAGGGAAGAUCUGAUCCUCACUCCCAGUAAGAAUUUGAUCCUCCCUCAUUCCCAUUAAGGAUUUGAUCCUCACUCCAGUAAGGAUUUGAUCCUUCCUUGUUCCCAUUAAGGAUUUGAUCCUUCUUCCCAGUAAGGAUUUAAUCCUUCCUCAUCCCCAUUAAGGAAUUGGUCCUCAUUUCCAGUGAGGAUUUGAUCCUCCCUUGUUCCCAUUAAGGAUUUGAUCCUCCUUCCCAGUAAGGAUUUGAUCUUCCCUCGUUCCCAUUAAGGGUUUGAUGCUCAUUCCCAGUGAGGAUUUGAUCCUCGUUCCCAGUGAGGAUUUGGCUCCACGGGAGGAACCUGGGGGUGCAGAGCCCCUGAGCUGCCCUGAGGUCCCCGAGGGACCCCGAGCCCCAGAGAGGACAAAGCCAUUGAAGCCAGUAAGUGCACAAACCACGGGAGCUGUUGAGUCCCUUUUCCCUCUGUUUCUGUCCAGGAUUGUAUUUUAUUCCCAAGUCAGGUUCAGAUUGUACAUUGUGUUACAAUUAGCAAAUGAUAGUUAUAUAUAUAUAUAAAAAUAUAUAUUUUACUCUUUUUUAUUCAUUUCUAAGUAAAUCCCCUCGGGGUGCCAGGACACGGUGAGGAUUUUCAUUUUUCACAAGUGGUUUACAGUAACUAAUUAACUAAACUCAACGGAUGCCUUAUUCCUGAGGAUGGCAGGAGUUUUUGGAAGAGGAACAAGCCCGAAUUCCCAGGUCCUGGCAGGCAGGGAGGGUGUUUCUGUGGAAAGCCAGGGCAGCAGGAUGGAGCAGAGAGAGGAGCUGGGGUCUGAGAGGCGCCUUGGGACCCCCGGCUUGGGCUGGCAUUCCCAGAUCCCGAGCUGCCCGAGCCCUCCAAGCCCUCAGGGGUGGCUGGUGCCUUCUGGGGGUCCCUAGCCAAGGGAGAUCACUACAGGCCCAACGCUGCAGCACACAGAGUGUCUGUGUCCAUGUCCCUCCCUGCAAUUCCAUACAGAUCCUCUUUGAAAUGCACAGAGAUUUUUCCAAACCACUCGCUGACUCCCCCGUCCCCUCACUGCUGUUCCACGGGCAGGGAGGAAAAUCCCUUUCCCAGAAGCUUUUCCUUUGGUUAAGAGCAGAACUUCUCCUCUCCAGGGUUAAACCACGGUGACAUCUCCUUUUCCCGUUUCUUUACUUUCUUUAACCUGAGGUUGGCAGAGUCCCGAGUUCAUCCCAGGCUCCACUGCAGCCGUAGGGAUGAGUGCAUUUAUUGCUGCAUCUGUUCUGCAGGCUCAAUCCCAAAACCAUCCCGCGGCUCCUGCAGGGCUCCCACGGAGCUCCUGCUGACCCCGAGCUGUUCCCACCCCACUUUCAGCCUCCUGGGGUGUGUCCUGGCCUGAUCCAGGCACCCAGCAGCACGGCAGGGUGCCAAGCCUCCCGCUGCUUCCCGUGGAUCCAGAGCUCCACUGGGAUCGGGGCAGCUUUGGAAUGAUCCCCGUGGUGUUGUGCCCCAAACCCCCCCGGCACCAGGAACACCCGGGAGGGCUUUCCUGGCAGCUGAACCCCAGGAAGGGCUGCCAGGGCCGUGCUCACCCCUGCCCCAAAGGCCCUUCUUCUGACCCAAAAAUCCACUGACCCCGAAAAUCCACCGACCCUAAAAAUCCACUGAUCCCAAAAAUCCACUAAUCCCAAAAAUCCACUGACCCCGAAAAUCCACUGACCCUAAAAAUCCAGACUUCAAAAACCCACCAACCCCAAAAAUCCACCAGCCCCAAAAAUCCACUGAUCCCAAAAAUCUGUCAACCUCAAAAAUCCACUGACUUCAAAAAUCCACUGACUCUAAAAAUCCACUGAUCCCAAAAAUCCACUGAUCCUAAAAAUCCACCGACCCCAAAUAUCUACUGACUCCAAAAAUAUGUCAAUCCCAAAAAUCCACUGACUUCAAAAAUCCACUGCUCCUAAAAAUCUACUGGUCCUAAAAAUCCACCAACCCCAAAAAUCGACUGACCCCAAAAAUCCACUGACUCCAAAAAUCCAUCAACCCAAAAAUCUGCCAACCCCAAAAAUCUGCUGACCCCAAAAUUCUGCAGACCCCAGGAAUCCACUGAUCCCAGAAAUCCACCAACCCCAAAAAUCUGCCAACCCCAAAAAUCCACAGACCUCAGUGCCCCCCUGGCCCCAGAGCCCCCCUGACCCCAGUGCCCCCCUGACCCCAAACACCCCCUGGCCCCAGUGCCCCCCUGACCCCAAGCCCCCCCGGCCCCAGAGCCCCCCUGACCCCAAGCCCCCCCGGCCCCAGAGCCCCCCUGGCCCGAGCCCCCGGCGGGCAGAGGGGAGCAGGGCCCGGGGGCAGCAGCAGCAGCGCUCCCGCCCCAGCCCUGGAGCAGCCGUGUGUCUCGCUUCGUGUGCUCUUGUGUGGGGUGGAGAAGGUGGCCCUGUCGUGUUGUUCGUGAGCUGUUCUUCCCCAGAGAGGUGUCCCAUGUAAAAUACGUCAGUGCAAAGUGUAUAUUUUAUGUGAGAGGAAAAUACAUUUUAAUAAAGGUAAAGCUUUGUUUAGCUGUAAAAAAUGGCAACUGUUCAAGUGUACAGUAACUUCUUACUAAUGUAUGAAAAUCUGUGAUAUUUUUGAUUUGAUUGUAUUUGUAUUGCCCAAAUAAAACAUUUUGGCUGUAUUGUUCCUAA
This is a messenger RNA of Passer domesticus (house sparrow), 18830 nucleotides long. RefSeq names its product neuronal growth regulator 1 (gene NEGR1). The transcript has 7 exons. Lineage: Eukaryota; Metazoa; Chordata; Aves; Passeriformes; Passeridae. The record is from RefSeq and is a predicted model, not a curated record. The coding region runs from base 208 to 1266 and encodes 352 amino acids.